This is a messenger RNA of Pelobates fuscus (common spadefoot toad), 3138 nucleotides long. RefSeq names its product sodium voltage-gated channel beta subunit 4 (gene SCN4B). Gene Ontology annotation, cellular component: voltage-gated sodium channel complex; plasma membrane. The transcript has 6 exons. NCBI's taxonomy places the organism in Eukaryota, Metazoa, Chordata, Amphibia, Anura, Pelobatidae. Gene Ontology annotation, biological process: regulation of sodium ion transmembrane transporter activity; regulation of ventricular cardiac muscle cell membrane repolarization; cardiac muscle cell action potential involved in contraction. Gene Ontology annotation, molecular function: sodium channel regulator activity; transmembrane transporter binding. The record is from RefSeq and is a predicted model, not a curated record. Bases 666 to 1400 code for a protein of 244 amino acids.
CAGCUAAAUGCAGAGAGAAGAAGCCACUCAGCAGACUACAUCUGCACAUGGGAAGGAGUCCAAGGAGAGGACCUCAUAGACAGGCUGGGUAGGUAGGAGAAUAGUGAGUUAAGGGUGGCCAGUGACACAGGUAGGUGAGCACACAGAGAAGAGAGGAGUUAGGGACCCCUGGCACAUUAAGGGUGGCAACAGAAGAGGGAGCAGUAAGGGGUUAAGGGUGGCACAGGCAGGUGUUCCUAUAGAGGGGGCAGCAGUGAGGGGUUAAGGGUGGCACAGGCAGGUGUUCCUACAUAGGGGGUAGCAGUGAGGGGUUAAGGGUGGCACAGGUAGGUGUUCCUACAGAGGGGGCAGCAGUGAGGGGUUAAGGGUGGCACAGGUAGGUGUUCCUACAGAGAGGGCAGCAGUCAGGGGUUAAGGUAGGUGUUCCUACAGAGGGGGGCCGCAGUGAGGGGUUAAUGGUGGCACAGGUAGGUGUUGAUACAGAGGGGACAGCAGUGAGGGGUUAAGGUAGGUGUUCAUACAGAGGAGACAGGAGUGAGGGAUCCCUUUUUGAUCACAGAGAAUAAUGAGGACUAGCUCUCCCUCUUAGCUCUAAUCGGUGAAUUUGGGGGAGAAUACUUUUUGGAGAUCCCUUCUAUCUGCUCCCCUCCCCUCAUCAACACAAAAUGCUUGUGGGAGUGAGACCCCCCUGGGACCGGGAGCUGUCCCCCCACAGAGGUGGACUUCAGUGGCACUCUGGGUUUAUGAUCCUACUGCUGGCUAUAUUCACUGCCCAAACCUGCCUUGCCCUUGAGGUGUCGGUAGGGAAGAAUAAUCAGAUUAAGGCUCGUAAUGGGACGGAUACUACGCUGCCCUGCACAUUCGCAUCCUGUAUUGGGUUUGAAGAUGUGACGUUUUCCUGGACAUAUAGGACAGACAAUGACACAUUCAAGGCAGAAGAACUCUAUAAGGGGACUCUAAAAAACAAGAAGUCAUUGCCCAAGUCUGUGCCAAUUCUAAACAUAAAUGAACGGAUGGAUCGGGUGGAACUGAUUCCUAGCAACAACACCAAAGAUUACAACCUGUCCUUGAUCUUGAAGAAUGUCGAUUUUAGUGAUGCUGGCCGGUAUACCUGUAUAGUGACUAACAAGAAGGAGAAAAAUGCUAGCCAUAAUGCUACCGUGUACCUAACUGUGGUGGACAAGUUUGAAGUUGUGGAUAACACCCUAACUGUAAUUAUUGCUAGUGCUGUUGGUGGUGUGAUCGGGCUUCUUAUAUUAAUUCUGGUCAUGAAGAAGAUUAUUACCUUCAUCAUCAAGAGGAACCAGGACAAGAAGAAGGACUGUCUUGUGAGCUCCUCUGUCAAUGAAAAUACAGAUAAUGCUUCCAAACCUGAAAGCAAAGCCAAACCUAAAGCAUAAACUGUGAGAUAUAACUGUCAGAAUAUAAAUCCAUGACCGGCCUGAAAUGGCAGAAUGGACCUUGGUAUUACCCCCACGCCUGAGCGAUUCUGCUAGAACCGGAACCUAGAAGAGUUGCAAAGCAUCCCACAUAGUAAUUUCAGACACCUUCUAAACUAAUUAUACUACAUUAUAACAGUGAACUAUGCUAGUAUAAACAUUGUUCAUGGAUUUAUGUGGCAAAUGCUCCUAUACAAUUCUCUGUAAAUGUCAACCUGUGGGUGUUUUGUUCAUACAAGGUGGGAGGGGUAAAUAUCUCAUAUAAAAGUUGGGGAAGCAUGGCAUCAUUACUGCAGUGUAACUGGAUGCUUGCCCUCAACACAACAGGUAAUGUGGGGGAAGUUAUAUUCACUUUACACUCUAUCCUUGCACCAGUUUUCUAUGCAUGAGACUGAGGUCUUGGAAGAACAAAGCCAUCAAAGAAGCAGUUAAAAGGGCAGUGAUCACAAUUAUUUUAACAUAGUAAUUGCCGGUUAUAUGUCAUGGUGUAGAAGGGUACACCUUCGAAUAUAUUUCAAUUUUCUUUUCCUGUCCAUGUGUAUUUUUGUGAAGUUGAUAGGGAAGAAUUUGAUGUAUUGAGAAAUGACUGAGACUGCAGUGAUAUAAAUUAACUCUGAGGAUAGUUUGUUCCCCUCUGCAAGUAUGAACCAUUCUUCUGCCGGCUUUCAUUGCUGUAGGGUUUGACGCCAACAUAGCUAUUACUGCCGUACCUCACCCUGCAGACUGGCAAUACCAAUUAAGAAAAUAUUUAAGAAGCAUUAUAAAUGUUAUUACGUCCAGUCCUGGAAGCAAUAAGGUUUUUGAUGCCAAAGAUUUGGAAUAUUUUAAUUUAACUUAUUAUUAUUUUUUUUUUGUACAGAAGUACCACACAAAGGCACAGUAGUGCAACUCUGUGGUUCACAAAAGGGACAAAACUGUGGUCAGAAUCUGGUAUUUCUGCCAGAAUUGCAAGUUCAUACAUAGAGCUUUUAAUGGAAGAAAAAAAAUAAGCUUAUUCAAUUUUGUUAAGAACUUUACCAUAUAUAUCAUUUUAUGUUUCACACGUAGCACACAGGGAAAUCACGUUGGGUUAGAAGCCAAUUAAGAAUUCUUAAUGUCCCGGAAUAUUAUUGUGAUGCAGCCUUUAUUGUUUUUUUACAUUACGGCCUCUUUAACCUUUCCUGAUACAUCAUAAACUGUUAAACAAUAUGAAUGUUUCUAUAAAAAGCACACUAUAAAAAACUUGGAAACGUAGCCACAAUAUUUCUAGCAAAUCUUCCGGAUCUCCAACCCUCACUAGUACAAGCUUUAGGAUCCCUUCACGUACGCUUACACAACUCUUCCCUUAUUUAUUUUGACUCAUAUACGUGUUUAACUCAAGAUAUUCGUAUUCCAACCCAUCCUGAAAAUACUGGAAUUUUGUUAAUGAUAAGCUUUAUUUGUGGUAUUUGAAGCACAUGAGGCUUUUACGUUAUUGUCACGUCUUUGUGUUCUGGUUAUAUUCACACCUCUCCUAAUUCAAAAUGUCCAUGAGGACAGUACCUCUUCUCAAAUUCUCUCUCUGCUAUUUUUUUUUCUUUCUCCAUUUUGUAUUUUUUUUUGCUGCCUGCAUAUAAAAUGGCUUCUAGUCUAUGACUGGGCAAUUGUCCUCUCUGCAGUGUUUACCCUUGCGCUGCCCCUGCUUCCACGAUGAAUGUAAUAAAAUCUUAAUAUUUAUUAG